Molecule: messenger RNA, 480 nt
Organism: Pieris macdunnoughi
Lineage: Eukaryota; Metazoa; Arthropoda; Insecta; Lepidoptera; Pieridae
Source: the annotation of a GenBank genome assembly
AUGAACUCAUAUUUUGAACAGGGCGGUUUCUAUGGUGCCCAUGGAGUGCACCAGGGCGGCGGUGGUGGAGAUCAGUACCGUGGGUUUCCCUUGGGGCUGACGUACGCCCAGCCACAUGCUCUACAUCAGCCGAGGCCACAAGACUCGCCGUACGAUGCAUCUGUAGCGGCUGCUUGCAAGUUAUACGCCGGAGAACAACAGUAUGGAAAAGCAGAUUGCUCAAAGACUGGAGCAGAGCAACAGAAUGGCUAUGGAGGGAAGGAAGCGUGGGGUUCAGGGCUGGGCGCGUUAGUAAGGCCCGCCGCGUGCACCCCAGAGGCGAGGUACAGCGAGUCAUCCAGCCCCGGAAGAGCUCUACCUUGGGGAAACCAGUGCGGCUUACCGGGGUCAGCAGCAGCAGCUCAACCAGUCCAACAUCAACCCACCAACCAUACCUUUUACCCUUGGAUGGCCAUUGCAGGUAUGUUCAUAUUUAAAUAA